Messenger RNA from Caenorhabditis briggsae, 486 nucleotides. Gene Ontology annotation, biological process: SCF-dependent proteasomal ubiquitin-dependent protein catabolic process. The record is from RefSeq and is a predicted model, not a curated record. The transcript has 2 exons. Gene Ontology annotation, cellular component: nucleus; cytoplasm. Lineage: Eukaryota; Metazoa; Nematoda; Chromadorea; Rhabditida; Rhabditidae. Gene Ontology annotation, molecular function: cullin family protein binding. The coding region runs from base 1 to 486 and encodes 161 amino acids.
AUGACUACCGAUGAACCAUCGUCUUCUAUUUCUCAAGAACUGAUCACUGUUGUGUCUUCGGAUGGGAAGGAUUUCGAGUUGACGGUAGAGCUAGCACAACAGUCGGAGACACUAGCCAAGCUAAUUGCCAACUUCGAUUAUCACCUGAAAGAUGUGAAGAAGGAGCCGAUACCGCUGGGCAACAUAGCUAGCGCUCAAAUGGAGAAAAUUCCUAAUAGCGAGCUUUUCGAGCUAAUGAGCGCUGCUAAUUACCUCAACAUUCAACACCUCUAUGAGACUCUCUGCAGAAGAAUCGCAUCUAAAAUCGCCGGGAAAACGUCUAGUGAGAUGCGUCAAGCUUUGAAUCUCAAAUCCGACGAAGAGAUUAAAGCAGCCGAAAUAGAUGAGGAAGAGGAAGAAGAGAAAGAAGAAGACGACGAAUCUUCGUCGGAAGAUCAAGAAAUGAGUGACAUUUCACUGUCUCCAGAACCACCAAUCAAUGAUUAA